ACGAACUGUCUACCGAUUCCUGUUUCUAUACAAUCCUCUUCUUUCCAUACAAGGAAUCACCACUACGACAAUGAAGUCGUUCCAAUCCAUUCUCGUAACGUUCGCGCUUCUGAUCGCUACCGCUGCCGCGUUUCGCGUGGCGGGCGGAGCCACCGGGGGUUCUUCCUUUGUGCUUUCCCGACGAACCAGCAUCGCGGUGGCUCCCCAGUCCAGCACGACUCGUGCGGCCGCCGGAGUCUCCAACAUGCGCAUGGGAUCGCAAGCCAAGUUCGGCGUCUUCUCGCCCGCCGUGUACGCCGCCAAAGUCGUGUUGGGACAGGACAAACUCAACAAAAUUCGCGGCAAGGCCAUUUCCCUCCACAGUCAAUACAUUGGCGAAUUCUGUGAAUGGGCCGGCGCCUACCACCUACGAACCAAACUCAUCAAGAAGGCCAAGGUGAAUGGAGACACUCUCGGUUUCUUGGUGUAAAAGACGGCGUCCUGGCACUCUGCUAGAGGAUAGUUUCGUCCUCUCCCCUGCGCCGGGGGGAUUUGGCCUUGUCUGUUUCUCCCGUCUACAAGUAUCUCUAGAAUAGUAGGUUUGGGGAGUUCGAGAAUGGAUUCGUACAUUCUUUAAAUCCCUGAUUGAUUAAUCAUCAUAAUCAGAACACCAUCCGUUAUCAUUUGCUG
Messenger RNA from Phaeodactylum tricornutum CCAP 1055/1, 669 nucleotides. RefSeq lists its product with no specific name. The record is from RefSeq and is a predicted model, not a curated record. Gene Ontology annotation, biological process: photosynthetic electron transport in photosystem I; response to high light intensity. The transcript has a single exon. The coding region runs from base 71 to 469 and encodes 132 amino acids. NCBI's taxonomy places the organism in Eukaryota, Bacillariophyta, Bacillariophyceae, Surirellales, Neidiaceae.